AUGAGAGUGGAGAAUGGAAAAACCUAUAGCUUCUGGUGGGAUAAUUGGUCUCCUUUCGGCAAACUGCAGGACUUUAUUGUGUCUGCCAACGGAUCAAGGAUGGGUAUUCCUCUAGAGGCAACUCUGGAUGACUUGUAUCGUGAUGGUCUCUGGAGAUUGCCACCUGCACGUUCAGAUAACCAAGUUCUGGUUCAAGCUCAUCUCACGAUGCUCAACUUAACAACAAAUGAGGAUUACUAUGAAUGGGAGAUAAAUAACUUAACUCUGCAUCUGUAUCCGACAGGUUUAAUAUACGAUAUUCUAAGGAAUCUUUCGCCUCAAGUGACCUGGUGGAAGAUCUGGAACUCGAUCGCUCAGAGAUGCAGGUUCAACUCACCUCGUACUUGGAUGUUGUGCUUACUAGCUAUGCAAAACCUCUCAGGAUCAAAGGAAUCGUAUCUCAAGCCUUCGUUCUUCAAACCAAGUGUUUCACUCAGAAAUGAUGCAACAUUGGUUUUCUACAGCCCCGGAUUAUAUCCAUGUGAUCGUAGAAAAAGCAUAAGUACCUAUCGCACUUGUUUCUCAGAGAUCGACUUUACAAUGAUAGAGAGUGAUGAAGAUGCUCUAUGGCAAGCCGAGGAAAGGGAAAACCUAGAAGAGGUUUCCACUAGAGGCCUUAUCUUUGUCAAACGGUUAUGGGAGAGACCAGAGAAAGAAAUCGCAGUUGUUAGCCAUGGGAUUUUCUUGCAGCAGACACUUCGUGCGCUGCAUGUAAAUCUAAUCAGUAUUUUAUUUAUUUAA
Messenger RNA from Thlaspi arvense, 780 nucleotides. The record is from the annotation of a GenBank genome assembly. Lineage: Eukaryota; Viridiplantae; Streptophyta; Magnoliopsida; Brassicales; Brassicaceae.